Molecule: messenger RNA, 684 nt
Organism: Macrobrachium nipponense
Lineage: Eukaryota; Metazoa; Arthropoda; Malacostraca; Decapoda; Palaemonidae
Exons: 2
Coding region: 1-684 (227 amino acids)
Source: RefSeq, a predicted model, not a curated record
AUGCCAGCAAUACAGGGGCCUCGCAUCACAAUAGUGCCAGUGCCGACAGCACCAGCAGCAGCAAGAACAGCAGAAACAGCAGCAAAGACAGCAGCAAAGACAGCAGCAAAAACAGCAGAAACAGCUGCAGAAACAGUACAAGAAAAGCAGGAACAGCAGCAAAACCAGCAGAAACAGCUACAUGAACAGCAGAAACAGCAGCAAAGACAGCAGAAACAGCUACAGAAACGCAGCAAAAACAGCAGAAACAGUAGCAAGAAAAACAGGAACAGCAGCAAAAGCAGCAGAAACAGCUACAGGAACAGCAGCAGAAACAGCUACAGGAACAGUAGCAAGAAAAUCAGGAACAGCAGCCAAACCAGCAGAAACAGCUACAGAACAGCAGAAAUAGCAGCAAGAACAGCAGCAACAGCUACAGGAACAACAGCAGGAACAUCAGAAACUGCUACUGGAACCGCAGAAACAGCUACAGGAAGAGCAGCAAGAACAGAAACAGCUACAGGAACAGGCAAGAACAGCAGAAACAGCUACAGGAGCAGCUUAAGAACAGCAGAAAUAGCUACUGGAACAGCAGAAAACAACUCUAAGAACAGCCAAACAAGAACAGCAGAAACAGCUACAUUGAACAGCAUCAGAACACGAAACAGCUACAGGAGCAGCUUAAGAACAGCAGAAAGCUACUGA